Messenger RNA from Carica papaya (papaya), 3216 nucleotides. Its product is annotated as Protein kinase superfamily protein. The record is from RefSeq and is a predicted model, not a curated record. Lineage: Eukaryota; Viridiplantae; Streptophyta; Magnoliopsida; Brassicales; Caricaceae.
ACAAGUUAAGAUUAUGGAGACCAGGGCUUUUGUGGAAGCAAGCUAGCUAGAAAGUGUUGUUGAUGUUGAUGAUCUGGUUGUUUUCUAAUUAAAGUUGGUUCUAGCUAAUUUUCACAUAGCCUUCUCAGGACCAUUUUGACAUGGGUGAAAACAAAGGAGAUACAAGUAAGAAGUUGCCACAACAAGCACCGCCGCCACAACCACCUGCUCAGCAACAAACACAGCAGCAACUUUCUUCUUCUGAUCCGAAAGAUCCGCUAGACGAAUCAAAUUUAGAAUCGUCAAGGCAUCAACAUCACCAGCAAUCCUCUGCUGUUGCGGUGAGUGGAGCUCCUUUCAUAUCCCCCUCUCUUUAUGUCCAAAUUGGUGCAACUUCUUCCCCAUUUGAGCAACAGUUUGAGCCAGUGAAUCCAAAGAGAACCAGGUAUAGUAGCGGUCAAUGGAAGCUACUACCAUCUCCUUCAUCUCAACAGAAACAGACCCAGAUAGCUAUUCAGCCUAUACUCGCCGCCGCAGAGUCCAGUCCAUCGCCGACCACAAACCCCAUCAACUCACAAGCUCAAGUAGCUCAGACGACCGCGGCCUCCUCUUCAGACACCGCAUCAUCUCCAUCCCACUCUCCUAUCCCAUCCAUCUCAGCAGGAUCAGGCCAAGAUACGAAUAAACCAGAAGGAGAGCAAGUUCACCACCAAUACAGAAAAGGGAAGUAUGUGAGCCCAGUAUGGAAACCAAACGAGAUGUUGUGGUUAGCCAGAGCGUGGAGGAUUCAGUAUCAAACCGGGUCUGAUGGGUCAAGAUCCGAUCACACAGAAGGUGGUCAAGGCGGCAGUGAGAUGAAUGUGCAAUCAACAAGAGGGAAAACUCGUGCUGAUAAAGACAGGGAAGUAGCUGAGUUCUUGAACAGGCAUGGGGUCAACCGAGAUGCCAAAACUGCGGGGACAAAGUGGGACAACAUGUUGGGAGAAUUUAGGAAGGUGUACGAGUGGGAAAGAGGUGGAGAGAGAGAGCAAAUCGGUAAGAGUUACUUCAGACUUUCACCUUAUGAGCGGAAGCUGCACAGAUUACCCGCUUCUUUCGAUGAGGAAGUGUUUGAAGAAUUGUCUCAGUUCAUGGGUCCUCGCAUGAGAACUUUGCAGAGCAGGGCUGCAAUAUCUAUAAUGGCCUCUGGUGAUGACAGUAGGGCAACUCAUUCAGGCAAUAGAUCAGCUCUGCCUCCUCCCCCUCAUUUCAAAGAAGAAGAUCUUUCUCUCUCAGCAAGGGCGAAACAACUGGGUUUGACAAGUGGAGGUGAUCAGGCAUAUAUGCAUGGUGGACGAGGGAGUUUGUUAGGGUUUGACCCUGCUCUUGGGAAUAUCGUUGUAGCUCCUUCUUCGGGUACUUGUUCGAAGGAGAUGCGUAGAAUUGGGAAGGUGAGGAUGACAUGGGAAGAGUCAGUGAGCUUGUGGGCUGAAGAGGGAGAGCACCAUAGAGGGAGGGUGAAGCUUCCCGGUUCAAGCUUCUUGAACGCGGAUGAACUAACUUUCUUUGACGACGCCAUGAUUGCUUGCACCAUGGAAGCUUUCGAAGAUGGUCCUCUUAAAGGAUUCUCUGUCGAUAGAUUCGUAUCUGGACAGCAAGUGAAGGUCUUUGGCAGACGAAAGUCUUCCUCGUCUUCAGGUUUCAAUGAGAGAUCAGUUCAAUUAUCGUUGCCUGAACCAUCCGUUACAAGACCAAUAAUGUCGCCGUCAUGGGAGUUUCAAGACCCAAGUGAUUACUACGUGGGCUGUCUCCGAACUCCUCCAACGGCACUACCAAGCUUGUUUGAGCUCUCAUGGCACUUACAGGAGCCACCACCGGAAGAAUUCCGGUUUCCCCUCAGAAAGGACGUUUAUAAAGAUUUGCCUCAAGGGAAGGAGCUUUUCUUCACCACUUCGAUGGAACCAUUAGAUUGUAGAGCCAUCACAUACGAUAUCUUAAGCCCAAUUAUCCGUACUAACCCUAUUCUCAGUUUUGCUACUGCAACAAUCCGGGACUCUUUUAUUGGCUUAUGGGAUGAUUGUAUUAACCGGGUGGUCUCUAAAUUCUGUUCAGUCGAAAUGGUUAUCAUAAGAAAACCCUCGUCUUUUUCGACCGAGCCAAUGCAAGAUCAAUGGCCUAAUGUGACUGGCUUUGUCAGGAAUUUUUGUUUAUGGAGGGGAGAAGAGGAUGAUCAGUUAAGAGAAGGUCAAGUUGACCCAGCGUCUUCAUUAGUAGAAAAGCUUUUUUGGUCUUACAUGGAUCUUCCUUACGUUUUAGGUUACUACGCAGUUGGGUACACGGUGACGUUUUGUGCGUUGAGUCGAUCAUCACAAGAUCGCAUUAGCAGAACAGAUUUAUAUUCUCUAGACCUUUCAUCUCCAUCGGAGAGAUUAAAAGCCCUAGUCCCAUGCUACAGAAUAGCAGGCCUCCUGUCUUUGCUGGCCGAUCGUGUCGUCAACAGCAGCGUUAGCGGCAACUACAAGCAAUACCCUUUUAGUGAUUUCGAGAGAAUCGACCUGGGUUACAACGGAAACGCCAUGGAAAGGACUCCAAGCACCGUGACCAUGCUGUUCUCGAGUAAAAGAAAAUGGGCUGCACUAAAAGAAAUAUACGAUUUCCUGGACCAUAGAAUCCCUCAUGCCGAAUUCUUGUAUGGAUCAUCAGAGAAAGAUUUAGCAUUGGUUUUUAAACCCAGAGGCUGCAAAUCGAAGCCGACUAACUUCAACCAGCUCGUAGAGGCUCUCAAGUACGUGACCAAAGCCCUUGUUGCACUACACGAUCUCUCCUUCAUGCACAGAGACCUGUGCUGGGAGAAAGUGGUGAGGAGGAUCGACAGAGACAACGAGUGGUUCAUUUGCGGGUUCGAUGACGCCAUAGACGCCCCACAGAUAUACCCGCACGGAGUUGCCGCCCUGAAUGAGGCGCGUGGAAGACAAGCGCCGGAGAUGGGGAGAGGGUUGCAUGGGGUGAAGGUGGACGUAUGGGGCGUGGGACAGUUGAUGAAGACAUGUGGGCUCCCCAACUUGCCAAAGAUGCUUAGGGAGCUGCAGAACAGGUGCUUAGACCAGAACCCGGAGCAGCGACCAACUGCCGCGGACUGCUACCACCACCUGCUGCAGCUUCAGUCGUCCCUGUCAGCAUCCUCCGGUAGUUCUGCAGCCUAUUGACAAGACCACAUUGUUAGAUCAAACAUUGUUUUUUUUCUUUUUAACAUGAGAA